AUGGGAGAAUUGCAAGACAUGUUCAAGAAGUUCAUGGGGCAACAAAUGCAAACCAAUCAGAAUCUUCAAAAUGCAGUGAACAAACUAGAAGUGCAAGUUGGGCAGAUUGCAGCCUCCAUGAGCAAUAGAGCAUCCGGAACUUUUCCGAGCCAAACGGAGGUCAAUCCAAGGCAUCAUGAGCAAGUUAAAGCAGUGCACAUCUUGAGAAGUGGUAAACAAGUUGAUAAUAAGGUUGGAGAUGCCCAUGAAGAGCAAGGAGAGGGAGAAAAUGUGGAGAUCAUUCAGCCACCACAAGGGCAGCCCACAGAUUCCACCAAACAACCCCUCAAUUCUCUUGGAAAGAGCACAGGCCCUAAGGUAUCAUCUAAUGCUAAUCAAGUUCCAAUUUCAUCUAAUGCUUUUAGGCCUAUUGCACCCUUUCCCAGCAGGUUAUCAAAGUCAAAGAAAGAUCAAGGCUUGGAUGAGAUAAUGGAAAUAUUCAAGAAAGUGCAAAUCAACAUCCCAUUGCUCAGUGCCAUUGCUCAGAUUCCAAAGUAUGCAAAAUUUUUGAAGGAUCUAUGCACUAACAAGAGGAGAUUCAAAGAGCAUGAACAGGUUGCAUUAAGUGAAGAGGUUAGUGCAGUCUUACAAAGAAAGCUACCUCCAAAGCUAAAGGAUCCAGGUUCAUUUUCUAUACCUUGCAUUGUUGGUGAUUUUAAGUUUCAAAAAGCUUUGCUUGAUCUUGGUGCAUCCAUUAACCUUAUGCCAUAUCAUGUUUAUGAGAAACUUAACCUUGGUGAGUUGCAAGCCACAUCUGUGAGCAUUCAAUUGGCAGAUAGAACUAUCAGGUACCCUAGGGGCAAUCUAGAAGAUGUUUUGGUGAAAGUAGAAGAGCUGAUUUUGCCAGCUGAUUUCGGAUGA
Prunus avium (sweet cherry) is the source of this 900-nucleotide messenger RNA. The record is from RefSeq and is a predicted model, not a curated record. NCBI's taxonomy places the organism in Eukaryota, Viridiplantae, Streptophyta, Magnoliopsida, Rosales, Rosaceae.